AUGGCAUCCUCAUCUACAGGUAUGUAUGUAUCUGUAGAUUUUCAUUACAAUGGAUUCUUUUCGCCAAACCCAUUGGUGUACUUAGACCCCGUAAAAACAAAUGUACGUGAUGUGGAUUUUGGGGGAUUUACGUAUAAAGAGUUUCUUUUGUGGCUUACGAAAUUAACAAAUGGAGAAUGUGAUAAUGUCUACUACUGUAUGAGAAAGGAAAGCUUGUGUGAGGGUAUUAGAAGAAUCGACAGUGAUGCUGAUUAUUGGGAGUUUGUGGAGACUGUUUAUAGUCUGGAGAGUGAUAGUCUUGAGAGUGAGUUAGAUGUGUACAUUGACCACCGAAAUGAACCAAUUCUUGAUUGGGCUGAUAACGAGUUCUUAGAAGAUGGUAAAGGGUAUGAGUUGGAUGAGUUGGAUGAAGAGGAUGACAAGGAUUCUGAAGUUUCAAUGACAAUGGAAUAUGAACAUGAAUGGGAUGAUGAAGAUGAACAUACUUUUGAUAAAACUGUUAGAGACCCAUUCUUGGACAAACUUUCAGGGCAUAUUAGUGAUGAUGAUGAAGAGGAAGCAAACAAUGGGAAACUUAAGGAUGUUGUGUUCCCUGUCCAUAAUGAGAAUCAAGAAUGGGAGCAAAUGGUGCCAGUUUUGGGUAUGAAGUUUUCUAAUCCAUUGGAAUUGAAGUUGUGUAUCACCAACUAUGCAGUCAAAAAUGGAUAUGAUUUAUGGUAUGAGAAAAGUGAUCAUGAAAGGUUAUUGGUAAAAUGUUGUAAAGGAUUACUUGAGGCUGUGAAGGAAAGGGUCCCAGCAGCAGAGCAUAGGAAAUGUGCUAGGCACGUAUGUGCUAACUUCCUGAAAAGGUUUAAGGGCCAAGUGUUUAGAAAGCUUUUCUGGUUUUGGAAAGUAAUACCAUCUGGUUAUCAACAGUAUGAAGUCAGACUUGGGUAUGAUGCAUAUGUUGUGGAUAUUGGUAGUAGGACAUGUGCCUGCAGAACUUGGCAGUUAACAGGUUACCCUUGUGUGCAUGGGUAUGCUUGCAUUGCAAGCCUCAACAGGGAUGUAGAGGAGUAUGUGUCACCAUGGUUUACCACAUCAAUGUACCUAAACUGUUACAGGAAUACCAUUAACCCACUAAAUGGUAGUGACAUGUGGCCUCAUGUAGACUACAUCAGCCCAUUGCCCCCCAAAAGGAGAAGGCUACCAGGAAGACCAUCAACAAAAAGGAAAAGGGAUCAGAUUGAGAGGGAAAACCAAGGAAAAAAGCAUUCAAUCACAAAAAGAGGUAGUGUGAUGAAAUGCAGCAUAUGUAGGGAAAGUGGGCAUAAUAGAACAACCUGUCCUCAGAAACCAAUUGGGGAAUCAUCAAAUGCAAGUUCAAAGAAAAAGAAAUCCAAGAAAGCUGAUAAAGUGAAGGUUGUAUUGGCACAUGAAGUUGAUAUUGACAGUGACAGUGAAGUUGAAAUAGAACCUGAAAGUGAUGUUGACUCUUUUGAUCUUGAAUUUGAAGAUGAUGUGCAACCUGAAGUUGAAGAUGGAGUAGAACCUGAAGUCCAAGAUGGAGUGCAACAUGAAGUUCAAGAUGAAGUGCAAGCUGAAGUUGAACCUGAAAAUCAUCCUGAAGUUCAUGAUGCUAACCAAGUUGAAGUUCACCUUGCAGUUCAAGCUGAAGUUGAACCUGAAGUGCAAGUUCAAGUUGAAGAUGCUAACCAAAUUGUAGUUCAAGAUCAAGUGGAAAUACCAGCUUUUCAAGUUGUAGUGGGAAAGAGGGCAAGGAAACCUUCAGAAAGAAUUACAAAACUGAAGAUAAGAAAGAUGUGGGAGGGAAAACAGGGCAGUAGUGAUGACAAUCCGUAUGAGUUGGAUUAACUUUUGGCUUAUUGUACUGUUGUUAAUGUUUUUGGCAUCUUUGACUGACAUCUUUUAACUUUGGAAUCUUUUGGCACAUCUUUUGAAAACUAGUUGGAAUAGCUUAACUUUUUGCACAUCUUUUGG
Lactuca saligna is the source of this 1980-nucleotide messenger RNA. Lineage: Eukaryota; Viridiplantae; Streptophyta; Magnoliopsida; Asterales; Asteraceae. The record is from the annotation of a GenBank genome assembly.